AUGCAAGAAGAUUGGAAACCAAAGUUAAAAAUGAUUUUUGAUAGCAUUGAAGAUGCUUGGAAGUUUUGGGUUGAUUAUGGUGGAAAAGUUGGAUUUGGGGUGAGGAAACAAUAUUAUAACAAGAACAAAAAUGGUAUAAUUACUUCUUACAGGUUUGUUUGUUGUAAAGAAGGUUUAGGGAAUCCAGAUAAACGAGAUUAUAAAACAAUCAAUCCAAGGCCAGAGACCAGAACAAAUUGUCAAGCAAGAUUAGGACUUAAGAAUAUGGAUGGUAAAUUUAUGGUUAUUGAUUUUGUGGAGGAACAUAAUCAAAAUUUACAUUUGCAAGAAACAACUCAUAUGUUGCCAUCUCAAAGAAAAGUCUCUCAAAUUCAAUGUCACCAAAUUGAUCUAGCCGAUGAUGCGGGAUUACAACAAAGGAAGUCAUUUGAUUUGAUGAGUAAAGAAGUGGGAGGUAGAACUAAUUUGGGAUUUAUUCAUCUUGACCAAAAGAAUUAUCUUCGGGAAAAAAGGGAAAGGAGUAUGGUACAUGGAGAAGCUGGUUAUCUAUUGGAAUACUUCCGAAGAAAGUCUAUGGAAAAUCCAAGUUUCUAUCAUGCAUAUCAAAUGGACGCUGAAGAACAAAUCACCAAUGUAUUUUGGGCAAAUGCAAUGAUGCUAAUUGAUUACGACUAUUUUGGUGAUGUGAUUUCUCCUGAUUCAACCUAUUGCACAAAUAGUUCACAUAGACCACUAACAUUAUUCUCAGGGUUUAACCAUCAUCGAAAAUCUGUUAUUUUUUGGGCUUCUUUAUUAUAUGACGAAACAGUUGAGUCAUACAAAUGGAUCUUUGAGACCUUUUUAGAGGCUCAUAAGCAGAAAAUGCCACAAACAAUUUUUACUGAUCAAGAUCACGCAAUGGCAAGAGCAUUGGUUGAGAUUAUGCCUAGAGCUUAUCAUGGCUUAUGUACAUGA
Messenger RNA from Lathyrus sativus (Indian pea), 954 nucleotides. The record is from the annotation of a GenBank genome assembly. NCBI's taxonomy places the organism in Eukaryota, Viridiplantae, Streptophyta, Magnoliopsida, Fabales, Fabaceae.